AUGCUUCGCCCAGACCCUGCCCAAACUUUGGCGAGCCAGAUCUCUGUCACAAAGCAAACUGUGACCAGUGAGCGCACGGCUGGCGCCAGCCACCGGCGCCGCAAGCAGGAUGCCAACUUCCUGUGCCCAGUGCCUGGGUGUGGCAGCACGUUUACGAGGAGCUUCAAUCUGAAAGGUCAUAUGCGUUCGCACAAUGAAGAGCGGCCAUUCCAGUGCAAGUGGCCGGGAUGCGGCAAAGGGUUUGCAAGGCAGCACGAUUGUAAGCGACAUGAACAGCUUCAUUCGAAUUAUCGUCCUUUCACGUGCGAUGGGUGCAAUAAGACCUUCGCGCGAAUGGAUGCCUUGAACAGACAUUGUAAGUGCUGUGUCUUCAUCAUCCAUAAUACAUCGCUUAUGGAAUUUCCUAUAGUACGUUCUGAGGGCGGUGCUGACUGUCAGCGAAUUCUCGAUGCUGCAAAGCAAGAGCCCGAUCGUGGCCCUGUACCCAAGACCGAGGAAAAUGGGUGGACUAGCAUGAGUGUCAUGGUAUAAUGCUCUUCCAUCCUCGCCAUCCUGAUACGCGGCAGCCCCUCUAAUAACUGACUUGAUAUGUCUAAUCUACAUUCCAUACAUUUCACGACCGCCUACCAUAUUCCUGGGACGCUUCUGCGGAUUCUCCUUUGACCAAAGAUUUUGUUAUACUACCCUCGCCUUUUGUCUUGUCAUUUAUCAUGUUAUUGAUGCAACUUCGUAU
Molecule: messenger RNA, 733 nt
Organism: Suillus subaureus
Lineage: Eukaryota; Fungi; Basidiomycota; Agaricomycetes; Boletales; Suillaceae
Exons: 2
Coding region: 1-531 (176 amino acids)
Biological process (GO): regulation of transcription by RNA polymerase II
Molecular function (GO): DNA-binding transcription factor activity, RNA polymerase II-specific; RNA polymerase II cis-regulatory region sequence-specific DNA binding
Source: RefSeq, a predicted model, not a curated record